AUGGAGAGGUACAAGCUUCGCCAAGUGAUUGGAGAGGGAGCAUCGAGCACGGUGUAUAGUGGGGUAUCUGCUCGAGGAGAGGAAGUGGCUGUGAAGGUGGUGCCUCGGAAGGGAAGGUCAACUGGAAUGGUAUACAGAGAGAUUGAGAUGUUAAGUACAAUCAAGCACGAAAACAUUGUUGGGAUUGUUGGCCGGUUUGAGUCUAAGAAGCAUGUGUACAUGGUUGAGGAGCUGUGCGACUUCAAUCUUGUUUCAUUCCUCAACGAGUACGAGGUUGAUGAGGAUGUGGCCUUGAAGAUAUUGAGGAUGAUAUUGUGCGGGCUGCGGCAUAUACACUCUCUGGGAAUCAUACACAGAGACCUGAAGCUGGGGAACAUACUUCUGAAGGGGAAUACGGUGAAGAUUUGUGACUUUGGACUCUCGUGCUAUGUGGAGGAGAAUAACAGCGAGUUCUGCGGGACAAUGGACUAUCUUGCGCCUGAAGUGGUUGAUGGAAAGAAGUACUCCUUUGGGGUUGACAUGUGGUCUGCGGGGGUUGUCUUCUAUGUGCUCCUUACGAAGAAGAAGUUUUGCGAGUCUUUAGAUUCGUUGGAGUGUUCUGAAGAGCUCCGGGAUCUUCUUGAGAAACUACUUGAGAGAGACGAGAGUAAAAGGGCCGAUGCGAGUGAGGCCCUGAUGCACAGAAGCUUCAGCAGGUUUAUUCCAAGAUGUGAAGACUUCAGAGGUCUUCCAGGUUUCGAGAGGGGUACGAAGUAUGGAGUGCUUCGGAAGGCCGGAGAUAGUGUUGAGCUUGGGAGUAUCCGGAUAGAUGCUAGGAGAGGGAAAAGACAUGGCGGGGGGAGGAAACAUGGAGAUCUAGGAUGCCUAUGCGGAGAAGAGUUUACGUACUCUGUGUAUGUUGACUCCGAAGAAAUUGAGCCUGCAUUUAUUACAAACGGGCAGCUGAAGACCCUGGGGUUGCUUACAGCACAUGUGAAGGCGAUGAGGGAGAAAACGCCGAAGAUAAUAAUAGACGACGACGGGAAUAAGUUCUAUUAUAUGUUUUCAGGUGGAUUUGUGUAUGUUGGAAAAGAGCUUACCUUGAGAGCGAGGGGCGGGAAGUAUGAGAUGAGUAGGAGAUCUGGAGAAAAGACGUAUCUUGAGGCUGUUCCUGAUUUCCUGUAUGAAGCCAUCGGUGGAUUAGAGGCCAGAUGCAAGGCGAUUGACAAGGAAGUAUGCUGGUUUUCAAGGGAAUCGCCUGUGCUGAUUGACUGUUCUUCACACCAGCAAUUUUCUAUGUCGUGCAUAUCCCAAGUGAGUGAGAUGAGCAUCAGGAACAGGGUGGAGUACGAUUAUAUUGAGAGUACUGGGUGGUGCAUCAGAGACGGACUCAACUUUUUAUUUCUGAUGAACGAUGGAGAAAUGUUUGAGGUUCUGUGUCCAGAUCUGGCCGUUAGGUACAGGGGAAGACUGCUUUUUAUUGAUGACAGGCUUCCGAUGAAGCUCAAGCGCAGUUUGAAAGGUAUUUCUCCCUUUCUUCGGAGUCUCUGUGAUGGGUGUUACAUGAGUUGA
Encephalitozoon cuniculi GB-M1 is the source of this 1551-nucleotide messenger RNA. RefSeq lists its product as uncharacterized. The transcript has a single exon. Gene Ontology annotation, molecular function: protein serine/threonine kinase activity; ATP binding. Bases 1 to 1551 code for a protein of 516 amino acids. Lineage: Eukaryota; Fungi; Microsporidia; Unikaryonidae. The record is from RefSeq and is marked provisional. Gene Ontology annotation, biological process: protein phosphorylation; mitotic DNA damage checkpoint signaling. Gene Ontology annotation, cellular component: nucleus; cytoplasm.